UCAGGACAAGUCAAGAUUUAGUGUUUAUAAAUUUUUAAAGAUGCCUGAUAAAAUAAUAAUUGGCCUGUUCAGGAUACUUUCAUACUCGAAUUUUAAAUAAGGAAUUUAUAGUAGAAAUUUAAAAAUGGUUGUCAUGGAUCAAAAAGAGGAAAGGAUUAAAAAACCCUUUCUGGGAGGUUGGCGACAUAAAUUGAAUGGCACUGAAUUUUUAAACGCUGAAUCACAAACUGGUCCACCACCGAAAAAAUCACCAUGGUCUUGUAUGUUGAGCAAGGAAGUACAAUGUGUAGAAACGAGAGAGAAUUUUACUCAACCUCCUCGUCAUCGAGCGACUCAAAUGUGGCGGACAGAUUGUUACAUUCCAAGUGAAACAGAUAAGUAUUUGUCGAUUAAAACAUAUGAAAGUUAUGAAGAAAUGCAGAGAAGAAUAAAUAUUGAGGGUCAUGCUCGUACAAUUCAAAGAUAUUAUAGAGCUUAUCGAAUUCGAAGAUUCAUAAAAGAGUCUGCUCAGUUGUACAGGAAGUUAUUGGGUGAUUGCAGGCUUGAAGAAGAAGAAAAGGAAGCAAAGAUUCAGAAAAGGUUUCAAGACGAAAUAUUUCGCAAGACUUAUCCCAAGACGAGAAUGGAUUUCGACAUGUUAUAUAAUUUAAUCGACAAUUGGAGAGUUAUACAGUUCAGUCAGAUUAAAAAACAAUUUUUUAAAGCUGGGCAACUUGCAGUUCAAUAUUCAGUUCUGGAAACAACAGUUUCAAUGCUUAAAAAUGUGGACAGCCUUAGGCAAGUUGUUAGAGAUUCUUACAGAACAAAAAAGCAAGCUAAAUUUUUAAAAAUUCACUGUCAGCCUUUAAAAUGGAAAGGAUAUAAAGGAAAAUCAAUAGAGAUGGUGACACUGAAAACGCAAAAAGCUCGGGAGUAUAAAAUACUUUAUGAUGAUUUGAAAAAUGAUGACGUGACUUUUGAAGAGAGAAUAGAAAUACUGCUGAACGUGAAGAAUUUUUUGAUAAAGUAUGAUGGAUAUGCAGUUGAAGAAUUGAAUUAUUUGAUGGAUCAAGAACUAAUUUUUUUAGAUAGAAGAAUCGAAGGAUUAGUUUUAGACAAUUUGAGAAAAAGGACAAUCAGUACGUUUUUACAUUUCCUGAGAAAAUCCAAUUUUUAUAGUUGUAAAUUCAGGAGCGAAAACACGCUGAAGGAUCAGAGUUUCCAUGAAUUGCGGGAGCCUUUGGAGACUGAAACUUUAUUGUGUAGAAGUUGCAAGAAGUUACUUCCGCGCAACAAAUUCUCAGUUCAUGUGAGGAUGAAGACAUUUCUUCACUGUAAAAGUUGUGCUUGGUUGACUAAGAAGAGGAACAUACCUCACGUAAAUUAUGACCCAUAUUCAUUUAUGUUGAGAGAGAUUCGUUCUGAAGAGCAGAGGAUGAAUUGCUUUUCAAGUUUGGCUUAUGUCAUGCAAGAACCUGACAUAUACCACCUAAUAAAUCACACAUGGCAUGGUCGCUCGAUUGUCAGCGAGAACAACGAUCUGUACACUUUGAGAUUAAUCCGCUUCGACAUUAAAGCCGAGUGGGCUCCGUGGAAUUGCAUUCUGUUGACAGAGGACGAAGCUAAAACGCAUUACCAUAUUAAAAAAGUAGAAUCUCUUUAUUCAAAACGUUUGCUUCAAUCCAUUUAUUUGAAUCAUCAGAUGGCAAAAUCCAUUUUCAAAAAUUUAAUCACAAUUGAAACUCAAUUCAGGGAAUCUGGAAGGUAUUAUUUAAUUCAAAAUAACCGAGAUUUCCAACCAACUUUGACAGCAGAACGUUAUGAAAAUAGGAUCAAAUAA
Messenger RNA from Belonocnema kinseyi, 1819 nucleotides. RefSeq names its product IQ and ubiquitin-like domain-containing protein. The transcript is spliced from 6 exons. NCBI's taxonomy places the organism in Eukaryota, Metazoa, Arthropoda, Insecta, Hymenoptera, Cynipidae. Bases 125 to 1819 code for a protein of 564 amino acids. Gene Ontology annotation, biological process: cilium assembly. Gene Ontology annotation, cellular component: acrosomal vesicle; motile cilium. The record is from RefSeq and is a predicted model, not a curated record. Gene Ontology annotation, molecular function: protein binding.